Pistacia vera is the source of this 1089-nucleotide messenger RNA. Its product is annotated as 3-deoxy-manno-octulosonate cytidylyltransferase, mitochondrial. The record is from RefSeq and is a predicted model, not a curated record. Gene Ontology annotation, cellular component: cytosol. The coding region runs from base 96 to 983 and encodes 295 amino acids. Gene Ontology annotation, molecular function: 3-deoxy-manno-octulosonate cytidylyltransferase activity. The transcript has 8 exons. NCBI's taxonomy places the organism in Eukaryota, Viridiplantae, Streptophyta, Magnoliopsida, Sapindales, Anacardiaceae.
AAAAUUGAAAGAGAGGUAACAAGAAGAAAUAAAAACGAACACAAUACUUCAGUGAAAGUGGCCCAAAGAGAGUGUGAGAGCUAAAUCUGAUCCCAAUGUCAAUUUGUUCAUCGUCUGAAUCUUCAUCUUCCUCAACUAAAUCAUGGAUCGUGCACGGCAUUGUGGCCGGAGCAGCCAUUGCUGUAGCCAUCGGAGCACGCGCUUAUCUGGGUCAAUCGAAGAAGUUGCGGAGUCGGGUUGUGGGCAUCAUACCCGCCCGUUUCGCUUCCUCUCGGUUCCAGGGCAAACCCCUCGUUAAUAUCCUCGGCAAGCCCAUGAUCCAGAGAACAUGGGAAAGAUCCAAAUUGGCAAACACAUUGGAUCACUUGGUUGUGGCAACGGAUGACGAAAAGAUUGCAGAAUGCUGCCGAGGAUUUGGCGCUGAUGUGAUAAUGACUUCAGAAUCUUGCCAAAAUGGUACUGAACGAUGCAAUGAAGCGCUAGAAAAACUUGAUAAGAAGUAUGAUAUUGUAGUCAAUAUUCAAGGGGAUGAGCCUCUUAUAGAACCAGAGAUAAUAGAUGGCAUUGUUAAAGCUCUGCAGCUGCAGGCAGCUCCAGAUGCAGUUUUUAGCACUGCUGUCACAUCUUUAAAACCUGAAGAUGCAUUUGAUCCAAAUCGAGUGAAAUGUGUGGUGGAUAAUCGUGGUUAUGCGAUUUAUUUUUCAAGGGGACUGAUUCCAUAUAACAAGUCAGGAAGGGUUAAUCCACAGUUUCCAUAUAUGCUUCAUCUUGGAAUUCAGAGCUAUGAUUCAAAGUUUCUGAAGAUAUAUCCACAGCUUCAACCUACCCCUCUUCAACUAGAAGAAGAUCUUGAACAGCUGAAAGUUCUUGAGAAUGGGUAUAAGAUGAAGGUGAUAAAGGUUGACCAUGAAGCCCAUGGUGUUGAUACUGCUGAAGAUGUUGAGAAAAUAGAAUCAUUUAUGCGUGAGAGAAACUUGUCUUAGUUUUCCACAGCAGAAUCAGAUCAUGAGGAAAGGAAUCCAGUUUGUAUUUUCUAGCAGAGAGCUUCUCCAUCUUGUAUUUUAGAUUGAUUUUAGUGGUGUGUUCUUU